This is a messenger RNA of Pan troglodytes (chimpanzee), 1409 nucleotides long. RefSeq names its product FKBP prolyl isomerase like (gene FKBPL). The record is from RefSeq and is a predicted model, not a curated record. Bases 336 to 1385 code for a protein of 349 amino acids. The transcript is spliced from 2 exons. Lineage: Eukaryota; Metazoa; Chordata; Mammalia; Primates; Hominidae. Gene Ontology annotation, molecular function: protein binding.
AGAUUCCUCCCUUCUCCCGAUUGGCUGCCAGGAAUUUGACUAGAUUCGGAGUCUCGCGGGCUCCAGGGUUAGUUGUCAGUAUCUUUCCCAGUUGUUCCGCCCCCUACCCCCGCCCCCCGCACCGCGCCCCUCUCCGGCUGCCCUCUCCGCGUGGGGCAAGGCUCCGAGGGCAGUAUUCAGUAGCCAUUUAGCUUUGGAAGGAGAGGUGAUUCGAAUGGCCCGGCUCCUCCUGUCACCAUGCUAGGCACUUUGGCCGCGCAGGUGCUGACCUGAACCUGGUUCAUCCCUUUCUGACCAAAACUGUUCACUCACCGUGGAAGGGACUAAGCAUCCAUAUGGAGACGCCACCAGUCAAUACAAUUGGAGAAAAGGACACCUCUCAGCCGCAACAAGAGUGGGAAAAGAACCUUCGGGAGAACCUUGAUUCAGUUAUUCAGAUUAGGCAGCAGCCCCGAGACCCUCCUACCGAAACGCUUGAGCUGGAAGUAAGCCCAGAUCCAGCCAGCCAAAUUCUAGAGCAUACUCAAGGAGCUGAAAAACUGGUUGCUGAACUUGAAGGAGACUCUCAUAAGUCUCAUGGAUCAACCAGUCAGAUGCCAGAGGCCCUUCAAGCUUCUGAUCUCUGGUACUGCCCCGAUGGGAGCUUUGUCAAGAAGAUCAUAAUCCGUGGCCAUGGCUUGGACAAACCCAAACUAGGCUCCUGCUGCCGGGUACUGGCUUUGGGGUUUCCUUUCGGAUCAGGGCCGCCAGAGGGCUGGACAGAGCUAACUAUGGGCGUAGGGCCAUGGAGGGAGGAAACUUGGGGGGAGCUCAUAGAGAAAUGCUUGGAGUCCAUGUGUCAAGGUGAGGAAGCAGAGCUUCAGCUGCCUGGGCACUCUGGACCUCCUGUCAGGCUCACACUGGCGUCCUUCACUCAAGGCCGAGACUCCUGGGAGCUGGAGACUAGCGAGAAGGAAGCCCUGGCCAGGGAAGAACGUGCAAGGGGCACAGAACUAUUUCGAGCUGGGAACCCUGAAGGAGCUGCCCGAUGCUAUGGACGGGCUCUUCGGCUGCUCCUGACUUUACCCCCACCUGGCCCUCCAGAACGAACUGUCCUUCAUGCCAAUCUGGCUGCCUGUCAGUUGUUGCUAGGGCAGCCUCAGUUGGCAGCCCAGAGCUGUGACCGGGUGUUGGAGCGGGAGCCUGGCCAUUUAAAGGCCUUAUACCGAAGGGGGGUUGCCCAGGCUGCCCUUGGGAACCUGGAAAAAGCAACUGCUGACCUCAAGAAGGUGCUGGCGAUAGAUCCCAAAAACCGGGCAGCCCAGGAGGAACUGGGGAAGGUGGUCAUUCAGGGGAAGAACCAGGAUGCAGGGCUGGCUCAGGGUCUGCGCAAGAUGUUUGGCUGAUUAAAAGUUAAACCUUAAAAGAGA